Molecule: messenger RNA, 1198 nt
Organism: Eurytemora carolleeae
Lineage: Eukaryota; Metazoa; Arthropoda; Copepoda; Calanoida; Temoridae
Product: phospholipase A2 inhibitor
Exons: 16
Coding region: 63-1166 (367 amino acids)
Cellular component (GO): membrane
Molecular function (GO): protein binding
Source: RefSeq, a predicted model, not a curated record
UAACCAAUAUCACUUUUCAGAUAUAAAAUGUUAUGAACUAAUUUGAAUAAAAUCAAUUAAAAAUGUAUUUUCAGCAUUUUCUCCUGUUAACAGUGUUGACCUCCAGCUAUGGAUAUGAUGGGGAAGCUCUGGACAACAAGACAGGGUGUCCUGUUAGAUUUGCAGAAAAAUGCCACUGUGGCCUGGGAAGCUAUAGACAAAUGUUCCCUGAUCGGAAGGUUUAUAUAACUAACUGCACGAAUACUGGGUUUGAAGAUCCCUCAGUUCUAGAGUUUGUUCCACGGGAGACUGAAGUACUUAUCUUCAAUGGAAACAGGUUUCCAACUUUACCCUGGAAUAUACUUGGAAUAUGGAAUGAUUUCCCCAACCUAACUGUUAUUGAUCUUACAAACAACGGAAUCAAGGAGAUUCCUGGUAAAGCAUUCCAUAAAGUAUCAAGUGUGCGUCGACUGAUCUUAAAUCACAAUGAUCUGUAUAUAGUAUCAGGGAUGGCCCAUCCAAGGGUUUUCUCUAACUUCAUGAAUCUGGAAGAGCUUCAUCUCACAAAUGCUUUUACUGAGCAGGUUGUCUCACAAUGGUAUCUUCUCAAUCUUCAGGAUAUAUUUAUAAGUUCUCACCUGAAAAAUCUGAAAAAGCUUCAUUUAGAACAGAAUGAGAUCUGGCGGAUCAGUAAUCCUGAUAUUUUCUGUCCUCUCACUUCUCUAAUGGAUCUACAUCUUAGUGACAAUCAACUAACAGAUAUCAAUUUUACUCUAAGUUGUUUACCAAAGCUCCGUUACUUGGAUCUAGAAUACAAUAAAAUGACCAACCUUCACCAACCAACUUUUAAACUAAUAGAAAGUGUGUUUGGAGAUCCUGAGAAAGAUAGAACUAUAAAUAUAAAGGGAAAUCCUUUCCGAUGUGAUUGUCAUAUAUCUGAAUUUCUUCAUUGGUUUAGAGACACCUCAGUUAAAAUAUCUAACAAGGAAGAGGUCAGAUGUUUUGAUGGGUUCCCAAAGUACAAUUAUGGAAUCAGGCUGACCGCACUAAAACAGCUGGAAUGCGAAGAAAAACCUCAUCACAUUACAAGUUCUAAUUCUUCUCAUGCUGUCACAAGAUCUCUUCUUGGGGUUCUAAUCUUCCUCACCAGCUCCCUUAUACUUGGGCUACUCUGGGUUAAUAGGUAGACAGCUCAUUCUUUCAUUCUUCAUCCUGCAUU